Sphaeroforma arctica JP610 is the source of this 330-nucleotide messenger RNA. RefSeq lists its product as hypothetical. The record is from RefSeq and is a predicted model, not a curated record. Gene Ontology annotation, biological process: Notch signaling pathway; membrane protein ectodomain proteolysis. Gene Ontology annotation, cellular component: plasma membrane. Gene Ontology annotation, molecular function: metalloendopeptidase activity. The transcript has a single exon. NCBI's taxonomy places the organism in Eukaryota, Ichthyosporea, Ichthyophonida. The annotation marks the transcript as partial.
AUGCGAUGCAUUGUAUGUUCUCUACAGGUCAAUACCCGAAACGGUCUUAAAAGUUUGAACACAGGUCUCACCACAGCCCUGAAUUUCGGGGCAUCGGUACCCGAGGCGGUGAUGAUUUUGACCGUGGGCCACGAGAUUGGUCACAAUUUUGGGUCCGAACACGAUCCGGAAGGAGCUUGUUCGCCCGGAGGCUUAGAGGGUGACUACAUUAUGGAUGCUCAUGCGGGUGACGGAGGCUUGCCCAACAAUGACAAGUUCUCACCGUGUAGUCUAGAGUCUAUGGUGGCGGUGAUGGACGCUAAGGCCGAGUGCUUUGUACCGUAUCCAGAG